AUGAGCGGAAACGAAAGUGACAGGUGUUCGACGCCAGAAAAAACUAAACGGAAACGAGGAGAAAGUUCCAAGACCUAUUCUCACAAAAAACAAAACUUUAGACAAGAAUGGUUAACAAAUAAAGAUUUUAGCAAUUGGUUGUUGCCAGUCAAUAAUAAUAAGUUAUUAGCUAAGUGUAAGUUAUGUAUUACAGAAAUGACUGCUGAAUUGAGUGUACUUAAAAAACAUGCUCAAACAAAAAAACACAAAAGUUCGAUGAGUUCCAUUGGUAGUAGACAAAAUUCGAUAAGUACAUUUUUAAAUAACACAGAUCAAUUUAAGUUAGUAGAUCAAACUAAAAGAGCUGAAGUAGUACUUUGUAGUUUUAUAAGUGAACAUAAUUUACCAUUCAAUAUUAGCGAUCAUUUGGUAAAAACAUGUAAGGCAGCAUUCCCGGACUCAAAAAUUUGUUCGAAUGUAUCAUUGGCUCGUACAAAAUCAACAGCUCUUGUAUCUAAUGUUAUUGGACAUUAUUCUCUUGAAGAACUUAUUAAUGUUUUGCAAAACACAAUGUUCAGUGUGAUAAUUGAUGAAAGCACUGAUGUUGGCUGUGUGAAAACAAUGUGCAUAUGUGUAAAGUAUUUCGACAGUACAUCCAAUUUUUUCGAAACAAGAUUUUUCAAGCUCGUCCAGUUGUUUGAGGAUGUACAAAGUGCAGACAAAGGAGCUACUGGUCAAAAAAUAUUUGAUGAAGUUCUUAAAGCUUUCACAGAUUCUAAAAUUCCGUUGGAUAAUUUAAUCGGAUUUGCUUCAGAUGGUUGCAACACUAUGUUUGGUGCAUCAAAUUCUGUAACAUCUAGACUAAAUGAAUUUUUGCCAGGGAUUUAUAUUCAAAAAUGUAUUUGCCACUCGCUCCAUUUAUGCGCCAGCGCUGCAUGCAAAGCUUUACCACGUACUUGUGAAGACCUUGCCAGGGAUAUUUAUAAUUAUUUCAAAUCAAGUUGUAAAAGAGUAAGUCAAUUUAAGCAAUUUCAAGACUUUUGCAAUAUAUCACCUCACAAAAUUUUAAGACCAGCACAGACCCGAUGGCUUUCAUUGAGUAUGGUAGUAAAUAGAAUAGUUGAGCAAUGGCCUGCACUAAAAUUAUUUUUUUCAUCUCAUUGGCUUGAAGAUAAACUCAAAGCUUCAGAAAACAUUUUUCAUGCUUUACAUGAUCCUUCUGUAUUAAUUUAUUUUAAAUUCCUACAAUGGAUCCUUCCAAAAUUUGUAAACCUCAAUAAACUAUUUCAGAGUGACAAACCAGUUAUAUGGUUGGUUUUUAGUAAAAUGUCUGUAACUUAUACUGAUAUUCUUUAUUCGUAUAUGAGACGGUGUAACAAUCCUUUAUCAGUCGAUCCAAACAAUUCAUCAUACUUUCUACCAUUAAACCAAAUGUAUUUAGGAAUUGACGUUAUGAAUAUGUUACAAACACCCGAAGUUGCAAAGAACCAUGUUAUGGUGCAAGAUGUCUUAGAGCACUGCAUGAGAUUUCUAAUUAUUAGUAUUAAGGAAAUAAGAGCCCGAUUCAAUUUCAAUGACCCAGUAUUAAUGCAAUUGGAAAAUAUUACACCUGCAAAAGUCCUAAGUGAUAAACGACCUGCUUCUCUAAUUAGUUUUAUUCAGUUAUUCCCAAGAAUAAAACAAAAUCACCAAAAUAUUGAUACCAGCUGGAGAAUGUUCAGUGUUAUAGAGUUUGAUCCCGAAUUACAUGCAUUUCUUUUAAAUUUAAAUGUUGAAGACUUUUGGAUUAAACUUAAGGUAUUUGAAAAAGAUGGUGAAUAUCCAUUUAAAGAUGUUUCAAAUUUUUUAUUAACUGUUCUGUCUUUGCCUCAAUCGAAUGUGUCGUGUGAACGCAUGUUUUCUAAAAUAAAUUUAAUUAAAACCAAACAAAGAAACUGCUUAAACACCAAAACUUUAAAUGGCAUUUUAAGUGCCAAAGAAUACACCAAAAAAACUGAAUGCCAUAAAAUAGAAAUAACAAAAACUAUGCUAGGCAUGAUAAAUUCUACUAUGUACAACCACAUAAACAAUGAUACUGAAAAUAGUAUUGAAUUUGUUGAUGAUUGA
Messenger RNA from Myzus persicae (green peach aphid), 2085 nucleotides. RefSeq lists its product as uncharacterized. Gene Ontology annotation, molecular function: protein dimerization activity. The transcript has 3 exons. The record is from RefSeq and is a predicted model, not a curated record. NCBI's taxonomy places the organism in Eukaryota, Metazoa, Arthropoda, Insecta, Hemiptera, Aphididae. The coding region runs from base 1 to 2085 and encodes 694 amino acids.